AUGGACCAGCAGCUGCAGUUCCCGUCGACGUCGACCGCUGACAAGGGCAAACAGCCACAGCAGGACGAGCCCGUCCAGUACGAGCUGCCCUGGGUCGAGAAGCACCGGCCCAAGACGCUCGAUGACAUCGUCGGAAACACCGAGACGAUCGAGCGGCUCAAGGUAAUCGCGAGGGAUGGCAACUGCCCGCACAUCAUCAUCUCCGGCGCGCCCGGUAUCGGCAAGACGACGAGUAUCCUGGCGCUGGCGAGGGCGUUGCUCGGCGACAAGAACUACAAGGAGGGCGUUCUCGAGCUCAACGCGUCCGACGAGCGCGGCAUCGACGUCGUCCGCAACCGCAUCAAGACGUUCGCGCAGAAGAAGGUGACCUUGCCUCUCGGCCGCCACAAGCUCAUCAUCCUCGACGAGGCCGACUCGAUGACGACGGGUGCACAACAAGCCCUCCGCCGCACGAUGGAGCUUUACAGCAAUACGACUCGGUUUGCGUUGGCGUGCAACCAGUCGAACAAGAUUAUCGAGCCCAUUCAGAGUCGGUGUGCGAUCUUGCGGUAUGCGCGAUUGAGCGACAAGGAGCUGUUGAAGCGGUUGAAGGAGAUCUGCGAGAUCGAAAAGGUCCCGCACAACGAGCAAGGCUUGACGGCACUCAUCUUCACCUCAGAAGGCGACAUGCGUCAAGCAAUCAACAACCUCCAAUCGACCUUCUCGGGCUUUGGUUUCGUCGGCGCCGACGAAGUCUUCAAAGUGUGCGACCAGCCUCACCCCGUUCGCGUGCAACAACUCGUCUCGGCGUGCGUCAAGGGCGAUGUCGACAAGGCGAUGGACGGGCUCGGCGAGCUUUGGAGUCAGGGGUAUGCGGCGGUCGAUGUUGUCAGCACGUUGUUCAGGGUCGUCAAGGGCAUGGAGCAGCUGAGCGAAUACGUCAGGCUCGAGUUCAUCCGCGAAAUCGGCUUCACGCACAUGCGAAUCCUCGAAGGCGUCGCGACCGUCGUCCAGCUCGGAGGCCUCAUCGCGCGCCUCUGUCGCCUCAGCAUGAAGCCUGAGCUGUUCAAGUUGCCUGGCAAGGAUGGCGUGCAGUUGUGA
Messenger RNA from Rhodotorula toruloides NP11, 1080 nucleotides. Its product is annotated as replication factor C subunit 4. Bases 1 to 1080 code for a protein of 359 amino acids. Gene Ontology annotation, biological process: DNA-templated DNA replication; DNA repair. NCBI's taxonomy places the organism in Eukaryota, Fungi, Basidiomycota, Microbotryomycetes, Sporidiobolales, Sporidiobolaceae. The record is from RefSeq and is a predicted model, not a curated record. Gene Ontology annotation, cellular component: Elg1 RFC-like complex; Rad17 RFC-like complex; nucleus. The transcript has 7 exons. Gene Ontology annotation, molecular function: ATP binding; DNA binding; DNA clamp loader activity.